AAUCCCCUCGUCCUUCCCCAAACCUCUCGUUGGCGUCGCACAGAGCAGAAGUGCGACCAGUACUCUCUCCCCAACUCCGGCGAAGGGAGCAGAAGUGUUGGCGUCAGUUGGGCGGCGGCGUCGGCAUGGACGAGGCAACGAAGAAGAAGGUGGAGGCUGCGGUGCUGGAGAUCCUCCGGGGCUCCGAUAUGGAGUCCGUAACGGAGUAUAAGGUACGCAAAGCCGCCGCCGACCGCCUCGGCAUCGACCUCUCCACCCCCGACCGCAAGCUCUUCGUCCGCGGCGUCGUUGAGGAAUACCUGCGCUCACUCUCCUCCCAGGAGGAGGCGGAGGCGGAGGAGGAGCAGGGCGGCGCUGGCAGGGAGAGCAAGGACAAGGAACAAGAGGAGGAGGAAGAGGAGGAAGAUGAUGAGGAGGAGGAAGGUAAGGGCGGCGGGAAGAGGGAGUACGACGACCAAGGAGACCUUAUCCUGUGCCGCCUGUCGAACAAGAGGAGGGUGACUCUGUCGGAGUUCAAAGGCAGGUCACUGGUGUCCAUCCGCGAGUUUUACGUGAAGGAUGGCAAGGAGAUGCCCUCCGCCAAAGGUAUUAGUAUGACGAUGGAGCAGUGGGAAGCAUUUUGCAAUGCUGUACCUGCAAUAGAGGAUGCCAUAAAAAAGUUUGAAGAUUCAGACUGAGAACUUGUUUUAGGAGCCCUCUUCUUUUGCCUGUAGCAAAUCAAAAGGCCUAUUUGUGACCCUUAACGAGGGCCCUAUGUGGGCUUGUAAGAGCUCCAAGUUCUGUAAACAGGCUUCACUUGUGCCAUGUGUAGGAUGUAGACGACUCUGUAACAGUUUGGAAUAUUUGCUACUAACAAGUAAUCCACCAUUAUGGUGGCCUGCAGUUCCCAUGCUAUGUGAUAAUCGGGAAUGUGUGCGCAAGUUCAUGAAGUUC
Sorghum bicolor (sorghum) is the source of this 933-nucleotide messenger RNA. RefSeq names its product RNA polymerase II transcriptional coactivator KELP. Bases 126 to 677 code for a protein of 183 amino acids. Gene Ontology annotation, molecular function: transcription coactivator activity; DNA binding. The transcript has 3 exons. Lineage: Eukaryota; Viridiplantae; Streptophyta; Magnoliopsida; Poales; Poaceae. The record is from RefSeq and is a predicted model, not a curated record. Gene Ontology annotation, biological process: positive regulation of transcription initiation by RNA polymerase II.